AAGCGAUAAGAAUUUCAAUAUUCCAAGUCCUUCUGAUGGUGCAAGAGAUGCGACAAUGAAUAAAACAAUACAAUCUACCGUUUUUUAUCUAGUCUUUCAUAUUUCUAAAGAUGUCUUUGGAUAAAGUAAAACAUAUCGUUCUCGUGAGUAUCCUAAUGCGACAAGAAUACCCAUUAUCAUCAAUUAACAAAGAACCUCACAGGUCCUAUCCGGCAAAGGAGGCGUCGGAAAAUCCUCCGUCACAACCCAACUCGCCCUCUCCCUUUCCCUCGCCGGCUCCUCAGUCGGAAUCCUCGAUAUCGAUCUAACCGGCCCCUCCAUCCCCCGUCUUUUCUCCCUCGAAUCUGCGAAAGUAACACAAGCACCCGGUGGCUGGAUCCCCGUCCCCGUUCACCCCUCCAACCCCUCUUCCUCCAUCGGCGCCCUAUCAUGCAUGUCUCUCGGUUUCCUACUAAGAGAACGGGGUGAUGCAGUUGUAUGGCGUGGACCGAAGAAAACCGCAAUGGUUAGACAAUUCCUCACGGAUGUCUUAUGGGGCGAACUCGAUUACCUUCUCAUUGAUACCCCGCCUGGCACCUCGGAUGAACAUAUUUCAUUGGCAGAAACACUCCUGAAGAAUGCAUUUCCGGGGCAAGUGGCAGGCGCGGUGGUUGUAACGACGCCACAGGCGGUGGCAACAGCAGAUGUUAGGAAAGAAUUAAAUUUCUGCACGAAGACUGGAAUACAUGUUAUUGGAGUCGUGGAAAAUAUGAGUGGUUUCGUGUGUCCAAACUGUUCGGAAUGUACGAAUGUUUUCAACAGAGGUGGUGGAGAGGUUAUGGCUAAGGAUUUUGGAGUACAAUUCUUGGGACGGGUACCGAUUGAUCCUCAAUUCGGAAUGUUGGUCGAGGCUGGAAGAAAGCCAGUAUAUCCAGAGGGAACACUAAUAAAUGGGAAAGACAUGAGCGGUGCCCAAAACAGCAUUGAUAAUAUUGGAGACGACGCGCUAUUAGUAGAGAAAUAUCGGGAAUGUUCUUUAUGUCCAAUUUUCCAGGACAUAACCAAACAGGUCAUGGACGCGGUGGAAGGAAAGAGUUUAGAAGCAGCAUCGAGUGAAUGAGAUUUGAUUUUACAAAUCACUGUGUAGCACAACUGCGGGUGUUGGGGAUUUUUGAGCAUUUACAUGGCGGCUAUUAGAAGUAUAUGAAGAUGCAGCGUCCACAAAGGAUAGCUUUGAACGAUUGAACGAGUAUUGAAUAAAUAUAUGGUCACAUCAGGAUCAAAAUACUAUCAUACUACAUAUAUAUCCUCCCUCAUCAAUACCAAGCCA
Sclerotinia trifoliorum is the source of this 1309-nucleotide messenger RNA. NCBI's taxonomy places the organism in Eukaryota, Fungi, Ascomycota, Leotiomycetes, Helotiales, Sclerotiniaceae. The record is from the annotation of a GenBank genome assembly.